GUGUUAACUAUUGUGGAUUUGUACUGUUGCAACACAUAUAUGGUAUGUUCAAUGUUGACAAUUCAGAUAUGGUAUAGUAGGCGCUCAUUAGUAAGUAUUGAACACCUCGAGAAUUUUCUUUGAAUAUUAAUAAAAAAUUCCAAAUAAAGAUUUAUACUAAAACGUACAGCGUAUAGGUUACAUAUUCGCAGCAUAAAUUUAUCACAUAAAUACAGACAGUAUAUACUGACUGUCAUCGCUCAGAAUCGUAUUCUAUAUGAUCAAUUGUUGAAUUCAAGUUUAAAACAUAGGUAAAUUAUAUAGUGGUUUACUCAAUUAUCCUGGUACACUCGAUGUCUAUUGUCCAGAAAAGCGGUUGCCUAUACUUUUCCUCUUUUUCUGUGUAUCGUUGUCAUAUUUACGGCCGAAUACAACAUAAUAUAUUAUUUAUUAUACUUAACUACGUACUAUUAUUGACAUUUUACGCAUUAAAAUGUAUAACAUUAAAUACUAAAUUUAUUCAAAAUUUUCAACACUUAACACAUAAUUAGUGAUUUAUUUGGAUACAUGCCGAUGGCCAGUAACAACAACGAUGCACUUAAAGAAAACGGUGGAAAGAAAUCAAAAAAUAGCGUAAUUGGUAAUUCGUCACCGGGGAGUGCGACGGUUAAACGGAAGCGAAAGAUCGGUCCGGUCGGAAUCAGUGGCCUGGCAACUGCGAAGACCGCUACCGCGAGCACGUCGGGCGUCGGCAGUGAAAAGUCGUCUAAGCUCAUCAAGGGCUCAAAAGUUAAGUCGUCGUGUGGAAAGUCAGGACGAGGCAGCGGCAAGAAUUCGGUUGGCACUUUAGAUCAGACGAUCCGCGAGAGAAACAUAUUUACCGCAGUGGCCAAGAUGCCAGAAGAGAUUCAAACGAUGUUGAUUAAGAAUGGCUGGAUUGGCAAAAUUACGAUCGACGACAACUGUUUCGGUCGGAGCGAUACCACCGUCGAGGUGAUAUCGCUGCACAAUAACGCCCAGCGCGUCAAAGGGGUCGCCAAACGUUACGAAUCUGGUCUGAUGUGGACGGACGCGCACAGCGGCGGCGUCAACUGGAUGACGCUGCGCCCGGACGUCGUGGUCAACCGGUUUCCCAGGGACGGAAACGCCGCUUUGAAGCUGUGCGGCCACGCUCUGGCCGGAAAAUCCGAGUUCGACGGCCACUUUCCGAGGGCGUACCCGGCGCGCACCGAAGGGAUUCACGCGGACAGUUUUGUCGCGGACUACUCGCUGACCGCUUGCAUAUCGUUACUGAGGGCAUUUGUGGACGGCGGUCAUCAAACCAUGUGCGCCAAAAACGGCAAAGUUCCUCUUUCGGCGCUCCAAUUCGCGACGUUUAAAUGUCACCAAUAUCUAACUGGCGACAAGUCACUACUCGCGACAUCGUUUCCGGGAAAGGGCGCCGCCUGGGAAACGUUUUUCCAACAUUACUACGAGGUCGUGCACGACCAGAGGAAGUUCACCGUACCGGAAGAGGUGGACGACGGGGAAGCGGCGCUGCGCUAUCUGACCGCGUCGAGCGUCCAGCUGGUCGACCAGCUGACCGCGGCCAGACCGCAGACGGCGAUCGACGGUUAUCAGAACGUGUGGAUCGUCAAGUCCACGGCCGCCUUGCACGGCGGCCGUCCGGUGAUGUCGAACAAAAUGGACGAUCUGCUGAACAGUUUCGGCCGGUCGGGUGGCGCCGAUCGGACGGUACAGAAGUACAUCGAGACGCCGCUGCUGCGCGACAACAUCAAGUCGGACGUGCACACGUGGAUCGUGCUCUCGACGCUCGACGGUCGGCUGACGGUGUGGCUGCACCGGACGUGCGCCGUGCAACCGUACCCGCAACGGUUCUCGCUGCACCGGAAGGCCGCCACGGCCGGACACUUCGACCGGGUCAAGUCGGACGGGUUGCACGGGAUGCUGCGGCCGACGGCGCUGACUUGCGGUCUCAAACAGCUGGUGAGGACCAUGCGGCACGACGAGAAAACGGGCAAGCAGCAGCAGCAGCAGCAGCAGAAGCAACAGAAACGGCGGCGGCGGCGGCGGCGACUGAUGAACGAAGGCGGCGAGAACGACAACGACGACGACGACGACGACAACUCCGACGACGAAAUCUACUCGGCGAUCCGUCGGUCCGUCGUGUCGGCGAUGACCGCUGCCGCGACGGCCGGCUCGUUCGGCCUGCGACCCAACUGCUUGGAGCUGUUCCGCGGCACGUUCGUGUUGGGCGACGACACCCGACCGUGGCUGAUCGACAUCGUGUCGGACGACCCGUGUCUGGGCGCCGACUGCGGCGGCAGGAAAGCCGACCGGGCGACGCCGACGGCCGUCGUGGCCCGGAGCGUGGCGCGCGGCGUUGCCAAGUUGCUGAUGGACAGCGGCCGCGGCCGCGCCGCCCGGAUCGGCAUGUUCGACAUGGUGCACGAGUGCCCGAUGCCGGCCGGGGCCGCGCCGUACGCGCCGCGACCGUACGCAGAGCCCGCGCCCACGUCCCCCGCGUCCAAGUUGUUGGCCGGCAGGGCCGACCGGCCGCGCGCCGGCGUGUCCACGAUCGCGUCCCGGGGCGUCCGCCCGGUCGCCCGCCACAACCGCCACUGGUGGGACGACAGUUCCAUCAGCACGUACGUGCAGACGGUCGGCGCGGACGACGUGCUGGAAGACCAACAGCCGUGGAGGUCGUCUCCGGCGUUCGGCCCGCCGCAGCAGUCGGCGGUCGACGACGCGGAGCUCGGUUCGGAGGUGAUCGCCGUCGUGUCGACCGAAAUCCCCGCCGGCCGGCGCGAAUCCCGCCGGUGUUUGCACCUGUUGGACAGAUGCAAGUCGAAAAUCGCAUCCGUUCAAAGGAUUUGCAAGUCCAUCAUACGUCGAGACCACAAGAAAAAGAACCGUAACAAACAAAUAGCGACGAUUUUGUAAAGCCAGAAAUAUCGUUUUAGUUGACCAGACAAUCAGCCCUUCCAUUGCUGCCACUGCCACUUCAGAUUGGUUACCGGUAAAACUGAAGUUAUAGACGUUACAGUGUAUCCUGCUCAUCGUCCAUGCCGAUUGUUUCAAGUCUUAAAGAAUUUGAUUAACUAUCAACAUUUAUUAGGACCAAGAACAAAAAGCGAAAUUAAUCAACAUUAACAAACAAGUAGAAUUAAUAACGUUAAAUGAAAUUUCUUAAUAAAGCUUGUAAAAAACAAUUUUGAAUUCUUUAAAGUUUAA
Molecule: messenger RNA, 3213 nt
Organism: Aphis gossypii (cotton aphid)
Lineage: Eukaryota; Metazoa; Arthropoda; Insecta; Hemiptera; Aphididae
Product: tubulin glycylase 3A-like
Exons: 4
Coding region: 547-2922 (791 amino acids)
Biological process (GO): cilium movement; protein polyglycylation; cilium assembly
Cellular component (GO): cilium
Molecular function (GO): protein-glycine ligase activity, initiating
Source: RefSeq, a predicted model, not a curated record